ACACUAUAAACAAACAUAUGCGGACUAUAUACUAUAUUUAUAAACAUAGCAACGUUAUAUUCAUCAAUAUUCCUACUACAUUCAUGUACUAAAUUUUUAACGGAAUUUGAAAAUGGCAAAGUUUGAGUGGGACGAGGACGCUGAAAAAAAAUUUUGCGAGUUGUUUGACACGUUGGACAAAGAUGGGAGUGGCAACAUCACGUUCACGGAGCUGCAAGAGGCUGGCAUGAAAGAAGGAGUGAGCGUUCUUGGCCAAACUGCUAGCGAUGAAGAAAUUAACCAGUUCUUAAACGCUGCCGAUACCGACGGGGAUGGCACAGUGUCAAAAGACGAAUUUAGAACAUUUUUACAUGAAUUCAUCAAAAAGUUGCAAGAAGAGCUCAACCAAAGACCUCAAAAGAAAACUACAACUAUCGACUGGGAUGAUACUAAAGAAAAAGAGUUCAGCAACAUCUUUGAGGACCUGGACGAGGAUGGAAGUGGUACACUAGUGUUUGAUGAAAUUAAAUCUUAUUCGCUAAAGCAAUGUGCACAGUUACUCGGAACUAAAAAAAAAACCCCCGACUGA
Molecule: messenger RNA, 568 nt
Organism: Ruditapes philippinarum (Manila clam)
Lineage: Eukaryota; Metazoa; Mollusca; Bivalvia; Venerida; Veneridae
Product: mitochondrial substrate carrier family protein C-like
Exons: 6
Coding region: 113-568 (151 amino acids)
Molecular function (GO): calcium ion binding
Source: RefSeq, a predicted model, not a curated record